This is a messenger RNA of Pectinophora gossypiella (pink bollworm), 3236 nucleotides long. RefSeq names its product centrobin (gene Cnb). The coding region runs from base 178 to 2985 and encodes 935 amino acids. Gene Ontology annotation, cellular component: centriole; centrosome. The record is from RefSeq and is a predicted model, not a curated record. Lineage: Eukaryota; Metazoa; Arthropoda; Insecta; Lepidoptera; Gelechiidae. Gene Ontology annotation, biological process: centriole replication; centrosome separation; mitotic cytokinetic process. The transcript has 9 exons.
CUGACGUUUGUUGUUUCACAACAACAAACCAUCGCAUUGUUAACGAAUUUUUUAAUGCAAUUUUCUGUAUGUGUAUUCUUGAUAAUAUUUAAUUAAGGACACAGAGAAUCAUUACUGUUAAAGUUUAUUGUAUAAUGGCUCCGAUUUCCAUCUUCAGAGUACAGAGUAGUUGCUGGGAUGAGUGAGACAGACGACACCGAUGUUUUGCUGCUCAUCCCGCCGAACUUCUUCCUUGUGCACAGCUCGGGCUCUGAAGAUUCGCCGAUAAACUCCUCCAGAACAGUAGUGCAUAAGCCCCCUUCUUGUACAGCCCAGGUUAUCGGCAAGUUGGUGAACCAAGUGCACUCGCUAGAAUCGAGGUUGGAAUCUUUGGAAAUAAACACUACGGUAACCGAUUUGAGUCUCGGCACUAUUCCGAGACGCAAGAAUUGGGACACAGACAGCUUGGACAGUCGAAGUCUUGAUAGUAAGUACUUUACCUUCCCACGACGACGACGCAGGAGAACUAUAAAAAAAGAAAAAAGAAACGAUUUUUCGCUAGCAAGUUUCGAUUCUUUAAGCAAUAGUAAAACUGUUCCGCGCCUAAAGCUUAAAGAGUUUGGGCUAGCAACAGUGGAAUCGAAGGAUACUGUGAGCAUAAAUGACUCACACAGUAUGGAUGGAGACAUCAGUAGCAUAGUUUCAACACCAAGCAAGAAGAAUGACAAAUUACUUCUCCAUGAAAUUGACGAAUUCCUGACCAAGGUGGAAGCUUAUGAGACUCCUGAUUCUAAAUGUAAAGACUUAGAAGCUUCAGUGAGUCCUGAAAAUGUUAUUAAAGCCACCACAGACUACAUAUCAAGCAAAUUUUCCAAUCAAGACUGUAAAAUAGAUGAAAUUAAACUGCCUAGUGGCAGAACAGUGCCAAGUAAUGUUUUAGACAGGUAUAUUUAUUUGGUGAAAAGCAAUCCAUCAUCAGCUACACAUAGUGAGAAGGCGCUGCCUUCAACAAGUGCAUUAAAAACUCAAUCCAAUGAUGAUUCAGCACCCAAUCCGUCUAGUAUCACUUCAAGUGACUCGAGAAAACCUUCAGAUGCCUCAAAACAUGUAACGGAGGUCAAGUCCCCUAGUAUUCGUAGGCUAAACUUCUCAGACAAGGAUGUGCAGCCCACGUCAACACCAAAACGACCGCAGCCGUCUUCCUACUUAGAUAGCUUUAAGCCAUCUUCAAAUAAAAUAUAUGAUAGAGCUUCAAAAGUUCUUGAGCAGUAUAAGUCCCAGAAUUACAGUCGUAGUAAUUCACAUUCUAUGACAGAUAGCUACUUGUUAUCUAAAGAGGAGUUCAAAAUGCCACAGAUGAGGCCAUUUGUAUCAGAAAACAAGGAAUCAUUGAGGAAUAGAAUGAUGGAAUCCAUUGACACAGAUCUACUGAGUUUGAGUGAGUUGUGGGGAGAGAAAGUAGAUAAGGGGGAAAGAGGAGACACUCUUAAAUUGGAGGAAGAAAGAUUAAAAAGAGAGCAUUGUGAGGAUAUGAUCCAACAACUGCAAAAGAAAAUACUCGAUCAACAAGAGAAGUUGGCUGUGGCCAUUAAGGUGGACCGAGCUAAGGAUGCGGCCAUUACUAAACUACGAGAGGCCUGGUUGAGACUCACGGGGAGUCUGGAUAAAGCUGAGGAGAGACACAGAGCUGCCCUAGACAAGAUGCUGAGGGAGGUAGACAACUUUAAACAGGUUGCUAAUGAAGCUCAAAAGAAAACCAAUCACUUCGAAGAGGAACUGUACAAAGCUUUAGAUUUAGCUCACGAUUACCAAGACAAGUGCAAGCAACUCUCAAACCAGAUACGCGACAAUCAGGAAGCCGUCGACAAAGUCGUAGCCAGCAAGCAUGAGGCUCUGGCUAGAAAAGACGAGGAGAUUCAAGUACUGAAGGAUAAUUAUGAAACUGUCAUGAGGUUGAACAAGCAGUCCACAGAUUGUGUGAGAAAUUUAGAAGAGGCUUUGGAAAAGGAACGCUCAGGCCACGAGGUAACAAAGAGCAAAGUAUCGGAACUCCUCCGUAAGAUGCAGUCAGUGGAUGAUGAAACAAGCCUGGUGCAACAAGAGAGGGACCUUCUAAAAGACAAGGUCAAUGAAGAGCGAGCUCGGGCGAACUUGUUAGAUAGGCAGCUCAGCGAGAAGCAGAACCAGAAUAGUGAACUGAUGCAGAGAUGCGACUCCCUAGAAUCCGAAGUCAAAACCCUUCACAAACACCUGGAGCUCCAGAAGACAGAGCUUAAAACGCACUAUCAGAAGCAGCUGGAAGACGCGGUGUUAGCCAAGCUUCAAGAGUUCCAGCAGCAGCUCGACCUGGCGGAGAGACAGAUGGAGCACGACGCGAGGGUCAAGGAGAACGAUGUCGUUGACAGCUUCCACAAGCAGAUAGCCCGGAUUGAGGAGCAACAUAAACUAGAAGUGAACGUAUUGGAAGAGAAGCAGCGGGAAGAGAUCAAACUAUACAGGUUACAGCUGGCACAGGCUAGCGAGAAGAUUGGCUUGCUUGAGAACAAACUGGACACGUACCGUCGUCGCCGCGGCCAGAUAGCUUCGCAGCUGCAUAGCGUCAUGGAGUCCCAGUGGCGGCAGGCGCUGCUCAUACUCACCAACGGGAACCCCAGCGUCUCCUCCCUGGACCUCACUAGGGCUGACAGCGUAUCGACGCCGGCGGCGCAGGACUACGCCCCGCCGGUGCUGCCGCCGCUGCCGCUGCCGGCCUUCGAGCAGCGCGGCCGCGCCCGCCCCGCCGCCAGCGACCAGGGGUUCAACUUCGAGGCGCUCAGCGACACCGAGCUACAGCAGUACGUCAAACUGCUACUAACAAAACCGCCGAACGUGUCGGGCGGUGGCGACACGCCGCCCAGCCGCGGCAAGCCGGCCGACGUCGACGAGGAGCCCACCAGCGACCGACCUGACAAGGACAGGAAGCCCAAGCGCAGUCUCGGACACAAACCACCCUGGAAGGGACCAUAGCGUGAACUACUUACUGGAAGAAAAGUAGACCACCUAACCUACCUCUACCUCUCUACGAGGCAAAAUAUUGUCAAAUGCAAACCCAGAUGUUUAAAAAAAGAUUUAUUUUUACUCUGCCAAUGUUUCGUCUCUGAAGCCAUAUCAAAUAUGGAAAAAAAAUAAGCAUAAUAUAACAGCAUCAGCCUCGUACAUCUUUUCCAGAUGAUUUAUGCAAUGUCUAUGAGGCUUUUUUCAUGGCUAUACAGGGUGUU